Messenger RNA from Aspergillus alliaceus, 330 nucleotides. RefSeq lists its product as uncharacterized. Lineage: Eukaryota; Fungi; Ascomycota; Eurotiomycetes; Eurotiales; Aspergillaceae. Bases 1 to 330 code for a protein of 109 amino acids. The transcript has 2 exons. Gene Ontology annotation, biological process: transmembrane transport. The record is from RefSeq and is a predicted model, not a curated record. Gene Ontology annotation, molecular function: transmembrane transporter activity.
AUGUCUCCCCUCCAGUCAGGAAUCAACACUCUUCCUCUCGUGAUUGCCAUCCUCAUAUUCUCUGCUCUCACGGGGCGCUUCAUCUCCUGGUGGGGGCCCUAUACGCCGGAGGGCCCUCGUACUCUUUGGAUCCCCUCACUUGUCCUGCUCGGAAUAGGCUCUGGUAGCGGCGUGCCUACCCCAUUCAUUGCCCCUCAGACCGUCCUUGACGUGCAUGAUCUAUAUGCAGGGAUGGCUCUGAUGACAUUUUCUCAAGACCUUGGUGGAGCCAUCUUCAUCAGCAUUGCCCAGGCAAUUUUCCUCAAUCGCCUUACGACCCAUCUACAGUAG